CAUCCACAAUUCUCCACGGCACGUCCUCACACAAAAUUCAUUACAAUUUACAACCACAAUCAAUAACAAAGCAUCAAACCGCUAAAACGUCUCCGUUUCUUGAACUUACCAGCACCGCUAUCAUCUAUCUUAAACAAAUGAAAAGUGAAGCACAGGCCACCAAACUAUUCAGACAAAGAAAACAAACAAAAAAUAAAACUUAAAGAAACACAAAACCCAUAACACCAUUAUUUAUUACCCCAUAAUCCAUAAUAUUUUAUCCAUCUCUCUCUAAUCUGUCGCUUGGUCUUCAAGAGAACGUGAAAACCCUACUCUAAGUUUCAAACUUUUCACUACUAAAUUGAAUUCUCUCUUGUUUUGUUUUAGAGGUUACGUUUAAGCUUUCUCAAAUCCUUUUUUGAUUUUGUUUUGCGUAAAGUAUUAAUCUUUCUUCGUUUUGACUUAAUGGGUUCUCUUAAUCCAAUCGUAGAAUCCCAAUCUUUACUCAACAGACCUCAUCUUCAGUUAAUAUCCCCAUCAUCCUCCUCUAAUACUAAUUUUGUUCAGUCAAGUUUUGUGCCAAAGACUCUGUCUUUUCAGUUCAAAGCUCCAAGAAUUGGUUACAAUAUGCCGCCUUUGAAGGCUUCUGUUACAGUUUCUGCAACUACUGCAGCAGAGAAGCCUAAAAAGAGGUACCCGGGAGAGGGAAAAGGAUUUGUUGAGGAGAUGAGAUUUGUGGCUAUGAAAUUGCAUACGAGAGAGCAAGCUAGAGAAGGAGAAAAGGAAGUUGAGAAACCUGAAGAGACUGCUGUUCCUAAAUGGCAGCCUUCUGUUGAUGGCUAUUUGAGGUUUUUGGUUGAUAGCAAACUGGUUUAUGAUACCCUUGAAACCAUUGUUCAUCAGGCUGCUUUCCCUUUUUAUGCCGAGUUCAAAAACACUGGGCUUGAAAGAUCUGAGGCGCUGGCGAAAGAUUUGGAGUGGUUUAAAGAGCAGGGUUAUGCCAUUCCUGAACCAUCUUCCCCUGGUGUCAAUUACUCUCAGCUUCUGAAGGAAUUGGCAGAGAAGAAUCCUCCAGCAUUUAUUUGCCACUUCUACAAUAUAUACUUCGCCCAUACUGCUGGCGGCAGAAUGAUCGGAAAGAAGGUGGCACAGAAGAUACUUAACAGCAAGGAGUUAGAGUUCUAUAAAUGGGACGGUGACCUUUCUCAAAUGUUGCAGAAUGUUAGGGACAAGUUGAAUCAAGUCGCCGAGAGCUGGACCAGGGAGGAGAAGAACCAUUGUCUGGAGGAAACGGAAAAGUCAUUCAAAUAUUCAGGAGAGAUUCUGCGUCUCAUAUUGUCAUGAUGCGGAUAAUUCCUUGUUAUUUCGUUUAACGCUGCAAAAGCAUAAACGUUCAUGUGUAUAUUGAAAAUGUUUUAUUUCGCCCCGGUACCGUCGAUCUCUUCAAUGAAAUGAAACUACUGAUGUUGUACA
Molecule: messenger RNA, 1452 nt
Organism: Mercurialis annua (annual mercury)
Lineage: Eukaryota; Viridiplantae; Streptophyta; Magnoliopsida; Malpighiales; Euphorbiaceae
Product: heme oxygenase 1, chloroplastic
Exons: 4
Coding region: 445-1323 (292 amino acids)
Biological process (GO): heme oxidation; phytochromobilin biosynthetic process
Molecular function (GO): heme oxygenase (decyclizing) activity
Source: RefSeq, a predicted model, not a curated record